Penicillium cataractarum is the source of this 666-nucleotide messenger RNA. Its product is annotated as 7-dehydrosterol-delta 7-reductase. The coding region runs from base 1 to 666 and encodes 221 amino acids. Gene Ontology annotation, molecular function: 7-dehydrocholesterol reductase activity. The transcript is spliced from 4 exons. Gene Ontology annotation, cellular component: endoplasmic reticulum membrane. Gene Ontology annotation, biological process: brassinosteroid biosynthetic process; cholesterol biosynthetic process. NCBI's taxonomy places the organism in Eukaryota, Fungi, Ascomycota, Eurotiomycetes, Eurotiales, Aspergillaceae. The record is from RefSeq and is a predicted model, not a curated record.
AUGGAGGUGAUUGACCCAACCAUAAUUGCCAGAAAAUGGGGCACAUUGAUUGCAAUCUUCAAUAUAUAUGGAAUUCUGCUAGCAGCAGUAUUUUACAUUAAGGCUCAUCUAUACCCGACACACGAAGGAGAUCGGCGAUUCAGCAGUUCGCCUUUCUAUGACUUUUAUAUGGGAGUCGAGUUGAAUCCACGUAUAUUUAACCAGCAUUGGGAUGUGAAGCUUUUUCACAACGGAAGACCGGGAAUUAUUGGUUGGGCGCUCAUCGAUCUCUCAUUUAUGGCUUUGCAGUAUAGAAACUAUGGAUUUGUGACCAACUCUAUGAUCAUCACUUUGGUCCUACAUAUGCUGUAUAUCGGCGACUUUUUUCAUCACGAAGAAUGGUAUCUCCGGACUAUCGAUAUCGCUCAUGACCACUUCGGUUUCUAUCUCGCCUGGGGAUCCGCUGCGUUCCUGCCAACCAUGUACACGCUCCAAGCCCAGUACCUGGCACGAUCUCCGCUGGAAUUAGAGCCUAUCUCAGCUGCCCUGAUUCUUGGGCUAGGUAUUGGAGGCUACGCAAUAUUCCGUUCAUCCAACAACCAGAAGGACAACCGGACGGGCAGACACAUCAAACAAUUCUUCUAUGCUCAGGAUGGUGGGGAUUUUCGCGACACCCCAAUUAUCUAG